This is a messenger RNA of Penicillium cosmopolitanum, 675 nucleotides long. RefSeq lists its product as uncharacterized. The record is from RefSeq and is a predicted model, not a curated record. The coding region runs from base 1 to 675 and encodes 224 amino acids. The transcript is spliced from 3 exons. NCBI's taxonomy places the organism in Eukaryota, Fungi, Ascomycota, Eurotiomycetes, Eurotiales, Aspergillaceae.
AUGGCUCCCAUACGACGCUACUUGCGCAUCAGCAAGUACUCGGUGAUAGAAUGCCGUAUCUACCCUGAUAGACCUUCCGAUGCCCGAUGGCUCUUGGAUGCUCGUGACCCUGGCUUGCCACGCGUAUUCGCCGCGAUCCGCCCACUGGUACGACCUCGUCUACGUGAAGCGAACGAACGGCUUUGGAUGCGCAAGAAAUCUAAACCAGUGAAGGAUGUCGUUUCAGAAGAUGACUUCGAAGUUAGCAUCUUUCUCCGCGAAUCGCGCACUCGUCAUUCUCUCUUAACACGGCACAAGAACUUUGAACAACCAGACAAGCAAGAUGGCACAAAUGUAUUCACUGAAGCUGGAAAUACCCUGGCAAACGCAGAGGUAAUCAUGGACAGCGAGGACGAUUCUGAGUUUGACUUGCAUAAUGAUGGUGGUCGCUCAUUGCGCAAAAGGCAAGGGGCUGCUUCAAUCGAUCCAGUCGACAGUCCCGACGGCAGCGACGAGAAGAAGGCAGGCUUCAGUACGCAUUACGAGAGCUUCGACAUUUGCGGCUGGGUGCUCUGUUUGCUUAUCUCUCACAAGGGCGACAAGCUCCGGCCGAGUGCUGACCCAUCGGCACCGAAGCAACCUCUAAUGGAGGAAUGGAUAUCGACUCAAGCUCAGCCAGACCUGGAAGAGGACUGA